Spodoptera exigua (beet armyworm) is the source of this 825-nucleotide messenger RNA. NCBI's taxonomy places the organism in Eukaryota, Metazoa, Arthropoda, Insecta, Lepidoptera, Noctuidae. The record is from the annotation of a GenBank genome assembly.
UUCAGCUGUCAGCUGUCAAUCAGUUUUAGGUUAUAAAAUCUUAUUUUGAUCUUACAGAGAAAAAGUUAGUUUAAGACACAUAAAAAUGUCUCUAUUAUCAUACGCUUCAACUGUGCUUAGACGAGCACCUGCCUUUAGACUCUUAACUAAAUAUAAAACUUGCAUAAACAAUACAAAAACUGCAACUUUUAGCAGUAUAACAACAAAAACAAUUCACGAUGUGAAUACAAACGUUAUUAAAGAUGUAAUUCUAUUUAAGUAUGAGAAUCCGAAGUUUUUCAUGUACAUGAAUAUAUUUGCUGUAGUACAGUAUAUGUUUUGGACUUAUUUGGGUUUGUUUUCAUUCUCGACACUGCGAGACGCGCCGGUUGACAAGUCUGCAAUAACCUACGAUACUCCUUGGUUUAGAAGGAUAAAUCUUGGAGAGAACAAGUACAGAAAUGCUCUUGGAACAGUCUCUGUAGUUGUUGGUGUGGGAUCUCUGUUCAUGAUCUGGAUGUACACUUUACGUUCAGUUCGUUACUUAAUACUGAACAAAGGUGGAAAGCAGUUAACUUUUGUCACAUACACACCUUUUGGCAAAAACAGGAUGAUGACAGUUCCCCUAGAAAACGUCUGCUGCAAAGAGUCAAGAAAUGUUGCUAAAGUACAAUUACCUUUGAAAAUAAAAAAUAGAUGGAUGCACUACAUGCUUGAUAUGAGAGGAGAGUUCAAAAAUCCCCUGCUAUUUGACUCAACUGCAGGAUUAUUAAGAAAACUGUGAAGCACCUAGUUUUUUAAUGUUGCAAUUGUUUUUUUAUUUAUUGUAAAGUGUAAAUAUAGUUU